This is a messenger RNA of Heterotrigona itama, 3441 nucleotides long. The record is from the annotation of a GenBank genome assembly. Lineage: Eukaryota; Metazoa; Arthropoda; Insecta; Hymenoptera; Apidae.
AUGGUAGAUCCUGGAGGAUGGUCUACAACACAAGAUGAUUUUUCUAAUUUUCAAUCAAACGACAGCUUUAAUUUAAACGAAGUAACUGGUAUCGAUGGUACGUUGUAUUUAAUAUUUAUCAAAUUAAAUUUUAUCUUUCUCAAUGGAAAUAGAAACUUUAUUUUCAAACUAGACUUUUUUACGUUAUUUUUACCUUUUUACGUCUCCUAUUUGUUUUUAUCUUUUUAUGUAAUUUUUUGUAAUUUUUUGUGUAAUGUAUUUUUUUUUUAAUAGAAACAUGAUACUGUAUGACAUAAACAUAAGUUGUUUUAUAUUAAAAUGUAACUAUAAAAUAAAAUAUUGUAUUGUAUUUGCAACAGUUUAUGAGAUUGUAAAGCAUUGUAGAUUAUUUUAUUAAUAAUUUUAUUAUUACAUGUGAUUUUUUUAUAAAUAUGUUAAAUUAUUUUAUUUUAUUUUGUUACAGAGCUUCUUACAAACUGUGAAAGUGAAUUGUUGAAAAAUGAAAAUUUAUUUAGCGAUGACACAUUAUUAUCGCAAUUGGAAGAGCCUUUAGGAAUAGACACGGAAGGACUAGAUUUUUUAAGUUUCAACAAUAGCAAAGAACUAAAAGAUUUUAAAGAAUUUCAUGAUUUUGAGGACCCAACUGUUAUAAAAUCUGUACCAAAUGGAAAUGUAAUAUUAGCGUCAACAGUGACAGAAAAUACACAACAAAUUCCUCGUGUCUCUCGACAAUUGCAACAAGAAAAGCAGCAACAGCAACCGCAAUUACAGGACAUAACUUCUGUACAGAAUAGGACGCAAAGAAUAUCUGUUACACCAGCACCAACAGUAUUUAGCUCGCAAUAUACUAUUCCGCAAAAUGUAAACUUUAGUGUUCAGUCACCUGUUGUAACUAUAGCACCAGUGACACAACAGCGACAGUUGCUUCUUCCAGCUAAACUUAUAAAGUCAGAAUCAGUUGUUUAUUCUAGGGGAUCACAAGCUGUAAAUUCAACCUCUGUACCGCAUCAAAUACAUACUUUAGUGAAUACUGCCAAUGGGACAGUUUUAACUGCUGGUAUCCCAGUUGUAUUGGAUACUGAUAAAGUACAGAUUAAUCGAUUAAACACAAACACACAUAUAGGAGUACCAAGAGUAAAGGAGGUAAAACGUAGUGCUCAUAAUGCUAUAGAACGACGUUACAGAACAUCGAUUAAUGAUAAAAUCAUCGAAUUGAAAAAUAUUAUUGUUGGAGUAGAUGCAAAGUUAAACAAAUCAGCUAUCUUGAAAAAGACUAUUGAUUAUAUUAGGUUUCUUCAGAAUUCUAAUGCAAGAUUGAAAGCAGAAAAUAUGUCAUUAAAAUUAGCUGCUCAAAGGCAAAAUCUGCGCGAUUUAUUAGUAUGUGGUGAACUUACACCACCUAGAUCAGAUUCAAGCGAACCAUCGUUAUCUCCAGCAGCGGCACCAUUAUCUCCUCAAUCUCCAUCAUCUAUAAAGGAUGAUCCGGAUAUGUUACAAAAUGUUGAUUCAACAUCUGUUCUUACAAAUCAUCAAGGCAUGAGAGAUCAUACCAGGCUUACACUCUGUGGAUUUAUGCUUCUCUUUUUAGCAUUCAAUCCUUUAGGUUUUCUAAUAAAUAACGUAGGAAGAUUCAAUUCUGAUUAUAUAAAUACAAAAUUGGAUGGUCGUACAAUUCUCAAUUAUCAAGAUCAAUCAGAUUUUGAAAAUCCAAUGUGGAGCAAUGUGUUUUUGUGGCUAAUAAAUGUUGUACUUUUAAUUGGCGGACUUUGCAGAUUAUUAUUACACGGUGAUCCAAUACUGCCUUGUAACAGUAAAAUAUUUAUUGAACUUCAUCGAUGGAGACGUCAAGCAGAAUUCAAUAUAUCCAAGAAUGAAUAUAGUCAAGCUUGUCGAGAUUUACAUCAAUGUUUGCAAUACUUGGGCCGACCAUAUCCAUCGUCGCGCACAGAAGCUUGGCUCGCAACAAUGUGGCAAAUUAUAAGACAACUUCUUCAUAAAUUAUGGAUUGGAAAAUGGAUUUUACAUAUUCAUAAAUGGUUUUCCGAAAAAACUGUACGUCAGCAAGCAGAAAUAUCAGCUAUGGAAAUAGCUAUUAUUUAUCAACAUAUGUUGCGUCUACAUUUAUCAGAAGGAUCAAAAAGUGGAACAUUGUAUCUUGCUCUUUCUGCAGUGAACUAUGCAGAAGCUACUGGCGAGACUAUUCCAAAAUCAUUAUUAGCAGAAAUAUAUAUUAAUGUUGCAUUGUGUUUCAAGCAAUCGCUAUUUCCAUUCAUUCAUAAAUAUUAUUUGGGUAAAGCGCGCACGUUGCUUUCGUCGUGUGCGGUCCCACCAAAAUUAAAAUGGAUAAUGAGUGACGAAGGUGCUAAAUUCUUAGCAUUUCAAAAGUGGCAAUAUGGGAAACAAUCGGAUCAUGAAUUUACAUCUCAAACUAGUAAAGCUGAUCCUUUGUCAUAUGCUUCACGCGCUUAUAGAGAUUAUUUGAUUGGACAUUGUUUACGUAUUUUAACUGGUACUCUUGGAGAUGCACAUGUAUCUUUAAUAUUAGAAUAUGCACAAACUAUUAUGGCUUCUGCUGGAGUAGAUGCCGGAUUUUUAUGUACCGACAAAGUUACAGUUACACAUUGUGAAGAUGAAAUUGGAUUAUGGUGGGGAGCAGUUAUAUAUGUAGCAGCAUGUUGGAGAUUGAAAGAAGAUGAUUCACAAGCAUGGAAUAUUGUUGAAAGCAAAUUUCCUUAUGAAAAAAAUUACCAGCUUUGCAAUAAUGCUAAUAAUAGUAUUAGUCUGCUGCCAUAUAUUGUUUUGAAUGCUUUGCAAGCAGCAAAAGCUACUACUAGAUCAGUCUCCAUGCGUUUUAUUGAUCAGACAGGAGUAUUACUUGAACAAUGUUUGGUUUAUUAUAAUUGUAAGCAACAAUCGUCACAAAACGUUUUGCUUACCCAAUUGUGGAUUUGUGAUUGGUUACUUGAAAUGCGAACUACACUUUGGCAGGAAUUAGAUAAUGAUUUAGAAAAUUUAACUACUAAUAUAUCUCUUGGAGGUUUCCAACGUGAUUUAGCUUGUCUGAGACAAUUAUGUCAGCAUAUUCCUUCUACUUUGGCAAGAGUAUUUCUUUAUGAAGCUACAGCGCGUAUAAUGGCAGGAGCAACACCAGUGAAAACUCAAACAUUGUUAGAUCGUAGUUUGCAUCAUAGAAAUUCACGUUCUUCAAUUAUUUGUGGAAAAGAUCGUUCACAAGAUCAAUACACUGGAGAAAGAGAACAUGCGGUAGCUUUAUGUUUAGCUUCUCGACAUUUACCUUCAUUAUUACUGGCUUCUCCUGGGGAACGUGCGGGCAUGCUGGCUGAAGCUGCUAAAACUCUCGAAAGGAUAGGCGAUAGGAAGAGACUUCAAGAAUGUUACAAACUAAUGAGGCAAUUAGGACCGGCUAUUUCUGCCAAUUGA